AUGGCAAGACAACAACGAACCAAUUCUUCGAAACAGGGAGGACGCAGAAGAAGAUAUUCCAAUGAUGGGGACUCGAGAGAGGAAUAUAGCAGCACUACAACAACAACAAAUAAUGGUGUUGCUCAUACUAAUAACACUACUUCAGUUGCUGCUGCUGUGAGUUCUCAAGCUUAUUCUUCUAAAAAGUCUGAAGAUUGUAAGGGAACUUCUCCUGCAAGAGAUGUUGGCGUUGUUCAAAAUAACAAUUCCACUAUUAAUAAUAAUAACAAUAAUACUACCACCACUACUUCCCAAUCAUCAUCAAUUCCUUCCUCUACAACAAAUUCUUCAACCACCUCCACUACUUCUAAAGAUGAAGUUAUCCCAGCUAAACUCUCCCAAGAAAAUUCAUAUUUUGGAUUAAACCAAGAUGAAUUCAUCAAUGCCUUCUCUUCUGUAAUUCAAGAAAUUUCAUCACAAGGAGACAUGAUCCCUAUUGAAGCCCAACAAAAAACACAAUUCCACACCUCUCUUCCACCAAGAAUAUCACUUCGUAAAUAUUUGGACAGAAUUAUCAAUCUUGUAUAUAUGGAUAGGUUGGUACAAUCGAAUCCUAAUUUUGUGAUUAGCAGCUUGUCUAUUCAUCGUUUACUCAUCACCAGUAUUAUGGUUGCUGCCAAGUUCUUUGAUGACAAGUUCUAUAGCAAUGAAUACUAUGCCAAUAUUGGUGGUAUCAAGAAGGAGGAAAUUAAUAAGUUGGAGAUUGAAUUUCUCUACAUGAUUAACUUUUCUCUCCACUUCCAACCACCUGAAUUUGAGCAGUAUAAGGAAGAGUUUAUUGUUGCUCCAGCCCUCAGAGAGAGAGCUCUCAAGAAACGAACAACAGCUGUUGGUUCUUCUAAACAGUACUCUGUGGGACAAUCACAUCAUAGUUAUGGUGAUGAAGUGAGCAUUGAGGAAUCAUGUAUAUCCAUAUGUUCAGAACAACAACAAUAUCCACGACAUUCGUCUCCCAUCCAUUAA
Naegleria gruberi is the source of this 1002-nucleotide messenger RNA. RefSeq lists its product as uncharacterized. Gene Ontology annotation, biological process: regulation of cyclin-dependent protein serine/threonine kinase activity. Lineage: Eukaryota; Heterolobosea; Eutetramitea; Acrasida; Naegleriidae. Bases 1 to 1002 code for a protein of 333 amino acids. Gene Ontology annotation, molecular function: protein kinase binding. The transcript is spliced from 2 exons. The record is from RefSeq and is a predicted model, not a curated record.